This is a messenger RNA of Paramecium pentaurelia, 317 nucleotides long. The record is from the annotation of a GenBank genome assembly. Lineage: Eukaryota; Ciliophora; Oligohymenophorea; Peniculida; Parameciidae.
AUGGCAAAAAGUAAUAUUUUUAUUAGAAAAUUCUAGUUAUUAAAAUUUUCAGUGCAAAUCGAUUAUUUUUAUAGCAACAAAUUAAUUAAUAUUUGUUUGAAUAAUUAUAAAUGGGUUGUAGUUCUACUAAAGGAAGGAGGAAAGGUUCACUUUCUAUUCCAAAAACUGGUAUUUUGAAAAGACCAAGCACUUAAUAAUAAGUUUAAUAAGAAAUAGUUAAUACUAAAAAGAAGACUCUCAGUUUUUAAAUGAUAUCAAUCAAUUCCCAAGAAGUAAAUAGAAGAAGUAUACAUACAAGACAGAUUAUAUCUGACUGA